AUGGAUGAUGAGAAUUUGACAAUGGAUAAAAAUUUAAACAACACUAUUACAAACAGGGCCUGUCAUAAACAAAUUCAUGUUUAUAUGUAUAAACAUAAAGCUCAGUGUGAUUUGACCCGUUCGGGACAGUUACCAUAUGAUUUUACUAGUAAAUUAGAUGACACUCAUCCUAUUUCUUCAAGUGAUUCUUCUGAAUUUGUGACUCCUUGAUCGGGAUCAUUUUUUGUUAAUUCUUAGUCAACUUGGUCUAAUGAAAAAGAGAACAU
This is a messenger RNA of Phyllotreta striolata, 266 nucleotides long. The record is from the annotation of a GenBank genome assembly. Lineage: Eukaryota; Metazoa; Arthropoda; Insecta; Coleoptera; Chrysomelidae.